UGAAAAAGUCACUCUAUAUGUUCCUUUAGCUCACAUAUGUAAACAUGUAACCAAACAACAUAUGUGCGUAAUAUAAUCAAUAAUGUAUAAUCUCGAAUUGUUGUGGCUACGGAGUUGAGAGCUGAACUCUCCUGGGAGCGAUCUGCGACCCAGUUCUCCUUCCACGUUUAGAGCAUCGAUGAAUACUUAGGAUCGACAGAUGAUGUCUUUUUUCUGAUUCAAAGUAGUUUAACACUUCUUAAACCUAAAUACGUCCUUGGAUUUCUGUUUGGAAGACAGAUUUGCGUUCGACAAAACAAUACCCAAGUUGCGAAAUUACUGUUCAUGGCUACCUGAGCCUGAAAUCCGACGCCCCUGUUCUCAGACCUUCCACUGAGUGUCGCCGAUAGAACUGUUCAUCCGAGCCUGACCGCAGCUGAACUGUUACCUGCGACUGAGGGUCUGCGAUAGAACCCGCAAACCAGCUCACCGAAAAUGACUAUUAGCGAUUUUGGAGUCGGUUUGCUUUGAUUAUUCUCCGUCCUUUGGGGUUUUGUUGUGUUUGGUUUGGGCGUCUAAGACCUGUGAACUGAGUCUGCUCAGCUCGCAAUUUCAGUUGGGACGAAGGCUGCCUAACACCUGUGACGAACACACCUACUGCGCCAGUUUACUGGCCUUGGCAGUAACCAGGUUUGCUGCGUUUUUUGUCAUUUGAAGUGCUGCUGCAAGUACUUGUGAUGGGAAAAUCGAAGCAGGCCGUUGGGGACUCCUCCAAUACGAGAUUUACCAGGUCCAAAUAUGCAGCUUUACAGGAUUUGGAAGAAGACUUCCCAUCUCUUAACUCUGGAAACAAUGUUAAAAAGGCAGUGGUUGUUCCAAACAAAACUAGCCAGACUGAGAGUGAAAAACAACCGACCUUGGAUGUGAUGGGGGCUGUCUCUGAAGCAUUAGACCAGACUCCUGGAGGAAAAAAGAAUGCUGGGACCUGUGAUACAAUUGAUAUCCCAAUUCCUGGGAAUAUAGGGACUGAUGCAAUCAAGAAUGCAGGACAGAACAAGGCUGCUGGUCAGGUUAGAACUCUGGCAGAAAACAAAGCUCCAUGGUCAAACCUGUUUAAGGAUAACCGAGAUCCGGCACAUGGCAUCAAAUUGAGAUAUGUUCCUCCUAAAGGAGAAACUUUGGACUUUGGGGAUCGGGUAUUACCUUCCAUGGUUGAUAUGUGGGGCUAUUGCCUAGUUGGGCACUUCACCGGCAAAUUUCCCGGACUAAAAGCGGUGCAUGAUCUUAAAGCUACGUGGGGUGUAAGAUGUCUUGUGAGGUCCCAUAACAAGGGAUGGGUAAUCUUUAAAUUUGGAAAUGAGGAGGAUAGACUGAAGGUACUACAUGACGGACCUUACAAUGUUUUUGGGAAACUUCUUAUGCUCAAAGUACUUUCGGAAGACUUCUCGUUUGAAGAUGAGGAAUUUCUUAAAGUACCAAUUUGGGUGAAGUUCCCCAAACUACCUAUGAAGCUAUGGAACGACGAAGCUAUGAGUGAAGUGGCAUCUAUGGUUGGGGUUCCAUUUACUACGGACAAGAUUACUCAAGAGAGGUCAAAUAAUGAAUAUGCUAGAGUACUCAUUGAAGUUGAUGUUUCAAAGCCACCGCCACUUUCUUUUCAUAUACGGCUACCUUCCCAAAAGGUAAUCAAACAAAGUGUGCUUUAUGAAACUUUUCCUAACUUUUGUUUUCAGUGCAAGGAAUUUGGGCACCACCCAUUUAUUUGUAAGAAGCUUGCCAAACGGGAUGAUGGAGAAAGAGAGAAAGAACAGAGCAUGGGGAAAAAUGAAAAAUUAGGGAAUGAGCAAACUGGGCCGGCUACUGCUCAUGAAAAAACUGCAGUAAUUCAUGCCCUGACUGAUGCAUCAGCUGCCUCCGGUGCCCAAGGAUCUGCCGCAACUAAGGGAGCUGAGGGACCUGCCAAGGGAGCUCCUAAGAGACCUGCCAAGGGAGUUGAGCAACCUGCCAAAUCUGCUGUGGUUGUGCGACCUGCUGCCACGCUUGAGUUACCUGCCAAAUCUGCCGCGGUUGUGCGACCUGCUGCCACACUUCAACAACCUGCCCAGGGGACUGCCACUGCCGCGGUUCUUGCUACUACGCCUGCUGGACAGCCUACAAAACAAGCUAGUAAAACCUCUGAAGCCGUGUUGGAAGAUGCCGUGAGGGUUGUGAUUGAUGAAAGUGAAGUAAGACAAAAUGAUGUUGUCACUAAAUGUGAGGUGAUAAACGGUAAGACGCUUAAGCUAAGUGUCAAACCGUUUAGAUCCGUGCAUGAUAGUGUAAUUAGAGUGGAUACUUCUCUCCGACUUACGGAUGAUUUGGAUAAAAAGGGCUUAACAUUCACGGCCAAAUGUCUUGAAGGUUUGCCAGGAGUUACGAGGAAAAAAGGGGAAGUUUGCUUUGACUCAAAGUUCACUACUCCUUUCAGAUUGUUUUUUGGGUUUAAAUAGGGGAUCUUAGUGUUUUUGGUGGUGUAGCUUACUUAAGCUAUUAUUGAUCUUUGUGUUCAAUAUUUUGACUUGUGAGGGGUAAUUUGGAUUUUGUGGUAUCCUAUGUAUUUGGGAUAUGCACUAUUUGAUGCAUUAUAUCUAGGUUAGAUUUUUCUAGCUUAGAUAGUCAUUUUGAUUUGGAUUUGAUGCAUUGUAAAAUGCUAUUUUUUUCGGUUUCUAAUAUACUUACAUAUUAUCGAAAAAAAAAAAUAUAAUCAAU
Messenger RNA from Cuscuta epithymum, 2727 nucleotides. The record is from the annotation of a GenBank genome assembly. NCBI's taxonomy places the organism in Eukaryota, Viridiplantae, Streptophyta, Magnoliopsida, Solanales, Convolvulaceae.